CAUGAAACCGCGAAAUAAAACACGUGUGGAGAGCUAGGAAGAAUUUGGCCCAAAAGAUCGGUUUCCGAACACCGCGUCGAAAAAUGGGCGUUUACCUGUCCUCUCCAAUAACUGAAAAGGUUUCCAACGACAGGAAAUGUAAAAAAUUUACAUAUGGCGCUUCCUCAAUGCAAGGAUGGCGUAUGUCUCAAGAGGAUGCGCAUAACUGUGUUCCUGAGUUUGAGGAAGACACUUCUCUGUUUGCGGUCUACGAUGGACACGGAGGAGCUGAAGUAGCCCAGUACUGUGCCCUGCAUUUACCAGACUACAUAAAACAGACACAGGCCUACAAGGAAGGGGACCUAAACAAGGGGUUACAGGAGGCUUUUCUGGGGUUUGAUGAAACACUUACAUGGCCCCACAUCAUCAAGGAGCUGAAGCAUAUAGCAGGCGUUGAUGAUGAUGCGGAGGAAAAAGAGGCGGGCGUUGUCCCAGCUUCUCGCAAUGAAACAGACAUGCUGCUUGCAGAAGCAAAUAUGCCCCUGGAGGACGUUUUAGCUAAAUAUGACUCUGAAUCCGGAGUAAAGUCACAACUGCUGAGUGUCAAACAUGCAAAACAGCAUUUCCAGUCGCCAGUCAUUCGACCCAAGUGUUCAACCCCUUUAGACAAGGCUGGGGGUGACAUGAAAGCUUAUCCUGAGGCUGCAGGGUCCUUUGAGGAGUCAUACAGCAGCAGAUCUAGUCAUUCAGAGGAAGCGAAGUCUGCGCGUAUAUCACUGGACAGUAAGUUAGCCAAUGGACAUGCUGAUAAUGACAAUAAUUUAAAUAUUGAGAAAGAGAUCAGCCAAUCUGCAAUUGGGACACCUGGUGUGAGUAUAAUCACAGCUGACGAGUCCGGGAUUGAGAUCUCCUCAGAGGGUGAAACCAGUCUGUGGAACGGGAAGGUCGGAGAGGAUGUGGAUAGCAAGUUGUCUCCUAGCCGAGAGGCCGCUGCAGACCCCACCCCAUCGUCCACCACUGAUCAGCAGAACUGUGAACCACCAGUCACUAAGGAAGAAGAUGUGUGCUCCUCAUCCAGUACUUUGGAUGGGGUAACCCCAUCCUCAACAACCUCCACCACGACUCCAUCAUCAAGCACGGCAGCAGAGGAGCCUGGGCCAGCCUCAAGCUCACAGGAACAACCACCAGGGGGCAGCACUUCAGAGGAACCAGUAGCAGGCUCAUCAUCAGGAUUAGCAUCUGUCCUUGACAUGGACGACAGUGAGGAUGAAGAUGAUGACAGUGAGGAUUAUGAGCAGGGAUCGUCCUGCGAGGAAGCCAGUGAAGACAGCGAAGAGGAAGGAGAUGAAGAACUGGAGGAGAUUGAUGGGAUGGUGAGCCGGGACCCAGUACUGCUUAAACACGAGGAGGAGCCUGGAUCUGAUAGUGGCUGUACAGCUGUGUUAGCAAUACUCAAGGGCAGACAACUGGUGGUGGCCAAUGCGGGAGACUCUCGCUGUGUUUUGUGUCGUGAAGGCAAAGCUGUGGACCUGUCGUUUGAUCACAAACCGGAGGAUUAUCCAGAGCAGAAGAGGAUUGAGUUGGCCGGUGGUAAAGUGACGGUGGACGGAAGAGUUAACGGAGGGCUUAAUUUGUCCAGAGCAAUAGGGGACCAUUUCUACAAGAAGAACUCUGCCUUGCCAGCUAAAGAUCAGAUGAUCACAGCAUUUCCUGACAUUCAGAGUACUGUGCUGGGACAAGAGGAUGAGUUCCUCGUGCUGGCCUGUGAUGGUAUCUGGAAUUACAUGAGUAGCCAAGAAGUGGUAGAUUUUGUGAAGAAGAGGUUGGAAGAUCCACUGAAAAGAGAAACUCCUUCAUUAAUUUGUGAAGAGAUCUUUGACCACUGUCUUGCUCCAAAUACCAUGGGUGAUGGAACAGGCUGUGACAACAUGACAUGUAUCAUAGUGCUGCUGGAUGAAGCCUUCAGGGCUGCCGGGCCAGCCGUUGCUGGACAGCCAGAGCCUCAGCCUUCUGGUAUUGAAAGUGAAAGUGAAAAUCAGCCAGGUGGGCUUAAGAGGGAUUCUAGUCAGAUGGAGUCAUGCCCAGACAGUGAACAGACAGAGAAACGACCGAAGCUCGAGUGCUCAGACAAUCAGGCUGCAGACGCGGACAGCACAGAAAAAAACACAGACAAUGAGAUCGGAGUAGCAAAUGACUCGACGUCCGAAGUUAAAAACGAGGAGGUGAACUCUAAAUUGACAGUCGAUGGUGAACUGUCAGACCAGACAGUGAGCGGCUCAGAUGAGCUGAUCCCAGCAGUUAGUGGUCAGAAGACUGACCCUACCACAAAGGGAUAUAACAGUUGACAGUCGCACACGUGUCGUUUUACCACAAAUCAUGUGACAAACUAGCCUCGAGUCCAGGUCAUUCUCACAUCACACCCGCCCCUUUUGCAUGUAGGAACGAGCACUCUACUCUUUCUGCUUUUUUUUUUACUGUUAUUAUGAUUAUUAUUAUUAUGACUACAUGGAUAUGCACAGCUUGUAUCUGAGCGCUCAUUGGAUAUGAAUUUUUACUAUUAAUCAAAAAACUGUACAAAGUGAAGAUAUCAGUAUUUCAGCUAUUUCUACCAUAGUGUGCACAUUUAGAAUGUGUGGAUUACCUGUUAAAGCAUAUGUGUGUUUUUUUUAAAGUGUUGCUGAAGACUGGAAUAUCAGCUUGUUCUGUAAAUGGCUUACAUGUGCAGCUUGUGGUAAAACUACAUCUUGACUAGGAAUAGAGCAUUUGUCAAUUUCACUGUCUUGAGUCGUGUCACCAUUUAAUACCAUUUCUUGGGCUGGUCUCCUUCAGUCAUUGGUCUUGUGGAGUAGACUGUAUUUAAUCUCAGCAGGGGCCUCCCUUGAAUUACCCCUCCUUAAGCCAUUUUCCCCCCAUAUAAAAGGCAUGCUACUCAGAAUCUUGCUAUGGUUAGGUGGAGCAUUGGAAAAUGGCUGAUGGCGUCGUCUAAAAGUUUAAGGGUCAAAAGUAUCAGGUAAAUGAUGGCAGAAGAACAGGUGUGUUGAGCUGAGGAUUAUUCUCUUAUUUACCUGCAUGAAGAAGGAUAAUGAAAAAUCUUAUGCAAGACUACACAAUUCCGGGCACUUCAUUUGCAUGAGGCAGUGGCAAGCUGACGAGGAGGCAAAAGGUUGGAAGGUAUAAGAAAAUGAACAACAUAACAUCAUUGAAAAAUAUUCUGAAAACUGCAGCUGAAAAUAACUGGAAAUGAUAGUAUGCAAGAUAAGAGAUAAAAGUUAGAUAAACUCUGCGCAACAUAUGUACAUUGUGAACUUGAACACAGUCUAGAACUUUCAGCUGAGUUUCGUAAACUUCCAUGUUAUUGUUGGAUAGUGUUUUUACGAGUUAAGCAGCAAAUUGGCAUAUGUUCGUGGCCUU
This is a messenger RNA of Liolophura sinensis, 3390 nucleotides long. RefSeq names its product probable protein phosphatase CG10417. Gene Ontology annotation, molecular function: protein serine/threonine phosphatase activity; cation binding. Gene Ontology annotation, biological process: protein dephosphorylation. The record is from RefSeq and is a predicted model, not a curated record. The transcript has 10 exons. Lineage: Eukaryota; Metazoa; Mollusca; Polyplacophora; Chitonida; Chitonidae. The coding region runs from base 84 to 2324 and encodes 746 amino acids.